GUUUGGGAAGGCAGUACAGGGAAGCGAAAGUGAAAACCCAGGCUCUUGGGCUGGGGCGUGAGGCAGAAAGAGAAGGGAUAAAAGGGACUGGGGAACCAGAGCAGGCGCUGGAGACACACCUGGACGCUGCUCAGUACCCUGAUCGUGCGUCGAGCUCCACUCCGACUGCAGCCCCUGAGUCCGUGCUGCGUGCAGGCCCCAACAUGCAGCUUCCUGCCCUGAGGCCCUGGGCUCCCCUCCUUCUGACUGACCUGAUCCUGCUUUGGUUGUUGCAGGGGCUGCUGGGAACUCUCUUCCCUCCAGGGCUCCUUGUCCUCUGGCUGGAGGGGGCUUUUCGGGUGGGGGUCCUGUGGGGGGUGCUAAGUUUAUUGGGGGAGCUUGGAAAGGUGGGGCAACUACUGCCUACCUUGUGCCUGAGCACCCCCCUGUUCCUGUCCCUGAGGGCUCUGGUUCCAGGGGUUUUGAGUACUCCCCCUGUGCUCCUAGCCUCAGCCCCAUGGACCUGGCUCCUGCUGGCUUAUGGAGCAGUGGGACUGGGCUGGGCUGUGUGGAAGGUGCUGAGUCCCUCAGAAGCCCCUCCCUCAGCACAGGAGAAGGAGCAAGUCCAGGAGAACAAAGCCAUGAUGUGGAGGCUGCUGAAGCUGUCCUGGCCUGACUUCCCCAUCCUUGUUGCUGCUUUCUUCUUCUUGGCUGCUGCAGUCAUAGGUGAGAUGUUCAUCCCCCACUACACUGGUCGUGUGAUUGACAUCCUGGGCCAGGACUUUGACCCUGAUGCCUUUGCCACCGCCAUCUUCUUCAUGUGCCUCUUCUCCUUUGGAAGCUCAUUAUCUGCUGGCUGCCGAGGAGGCCUAUUUACCUUCGUCAUGUCCCGAAACAACCUGCGUAUUCGACGUAUGCUCUUUUCCUCUCUGCUCCGCCAGGACCUCAGCUUCUUCCAGGAGACCAAGACAGGGGAGUUAAACUCACGCCUAUCUUCAGAUACCAACUUGAUGAGCCGCUGGCUCCCUUUAAAUGCCAAUGUGUUCCUUCGGAGCUUGGUAAAGGUGAUAGGGCUGUAUGGCUUCAUGUUCAGUCUCUCACCUCGACUCACACUCCUCUCCAUGCUUGAAGUGCCCCUCUCAAUGGCUACUGAGAGGGUCUACAAUGUCCGAUACCAGGCAUUGCUACAGCAGAUCCAGGAUGCUGUGGCAGAGGCUGGUCAGAUAGUGCGGGAGGCGGUGGGAAGCCUGAAAACUGUGAGGAGUUUUGGAGCAGAGGAGGAUGAGGCCCAACGCUAUGAGAAAGCCUUGGAGCACAAGCGUCAGCUAGAGUGGCACCGAGACUGGGAGCAGGCAGUGUAUCUGCUCUUCAGGAGGGGACUUCAGCUGGGGAUGCAAGUGUUAAUGCUGAAUUGUGGGCUAAGGCAGAUCUUGGCUGGGGUGCUCACAAGGGGAGGCCUUGUCUCCUUUCUGCUCUAUCAGGGGAACGUGGGGAAUUACAUGCAGACUCUUGUGCACAUCUGUGGGGACAUGGUGAGCAAUGUGGGUGCUGCAGAGAAAGUUUUCCGAUACCUGGAACGUAAGCCACAGAUGCCUCCUCCUGGGACACUGGCCCCUUCUUCCCUGCAGGGCCUCGUGGAAUUCCAAGAUGUCUCCUUUGCUUAUCCCACCCAGCCAGCCAAGCCUGUACUCAAGGGAGUGACAUUCACUCUGUACCCUGGGAAGGUGACAGCCCUAGUAGGGCCCAAUGGGGCUGGGAAGAGCUCAGUGGCUGCAUUGCUGCAGAAUCUGUAUCAGCCCACAGGGGGCCGGCUGCUGCUGGAUGGGGAGCCCUUGGCUCAGUACCAGCACCAAUACCUGCACUCACAGGUGUCUGUGGUUGGGCAGGAGCCUGUGCUGUUCUCAGGGUCUGUGAGGGACAACAUUGCCUAUGGGCUGGAGAACUGUGGGGAUGAUGAGGUGAGGGCUGCUGCCCAGGCAGCCCAUGCUGAUGGAUUCAUUGCCAGUAUGGAGCAUGGACUGGACACAGCUGUGGGGGAAAAGGGAAGCCAGUUGUCUGCAGGACAGAAGCAAUGUGUGGCCAUCGCUCGGGCCCUGGUGAGGAAUCCUCGUGUCCUCAUUCUGGAUGAGGCCACCAGCGCCCUGGACAUGGAGUGUGAACAGGAGCUUCAGGAGAAGAUGCUGCAGGGGGGUCGGACAGUACUGGUGAUUGCACACCGCCCGCAGACAGUGCAGGCUGCUGACCAUAUUCUGGUGCUAGAGCAAGGGAAGGUGGUGGAGCAGGGGACCCACACUGAGCUCAUGGCCCAGAGAGGCCUCUAUCAUCGCCUGGUGCAGCGACAGCUUGAAGACUGAGUCCCUGGAGGAAGGAGAGCUUUUUAUGUACGGUUGCGAUUGGGUUUGGGUCAGAGUCUCUAGGAUGCAGGGCAAUCCUUGCUCUGAGUGCCUCUAGCCCGAAUGCCUGUGCAAUAGUCACUAUAGCUGGGGAGAUGAUGGGGCCUUGGACAAGAGGUACCCCCAGGGAUAUCCCUUUCAAGAGACUAUGUUGUUUCCCGGCUUCUGUUCAGAGCUCUGCAUACCUGGGUGUGGGCCUGCCAGUCAAUAAAGCAUUUUUCUAAGGAUGAA
Molecule: messenger RNA, 2603 nt
Organism: Phascolarctos cinereus (koala)
Lineage: Eukaryota; Metazoa; Chordata; Mammalia; Diprotodontia; Phascolarctidae
Gene: TAP2
Product: transporter 2, ATP binding cassette subfamily B member
Biological process (GO): transmembrane transport; peptide transport; antigen processing and presentation of endogenous peptide antigen via MHC class I
Cellular component (GO): endoplasmic reticulum membrane; TAP complex
Molecular function (GO): ABC-type peptide transporter activity; ATP hydrolysis activity; ATP binding
Source: RefSeq, a predicted model, not a curated record